Molecule: messenger RNA, 3577 nt
Organism: Hypomesus transpacificus
Lineage: Eukaryota; Metazoa; Chordata; Actinopteri; Osmeriformes; Osmeridae
Product: zinc finger protein 569-like
Exons: 2
Coding region: 91-1320 (409 amino acids)
Biological process (GO): regulation of transcription by RNA polymerase II
Molecular function (GO): RNA polymerase II cis-regulatory region sequence-specific DNA binding; DNA-binding transcription factor activity
Source: RefSeq, a predicted model, not a curated record
ACAUCCGGUUAGAAAAAACGCGCGUGAAGAAGGAGAAAGCAAACUUCGAACUACAGUUUUGUAAACUAUACAAGGUUUUUAACCAGCAAAAUGUCUCAACUAAAUGUGUUCAGGGAUUAUCUCAAUGAGCGAUUAAAAACGGCAGCUUUGGAGAUAUUCGCGGCCGCUGAGAAAUCGUUUGCCAAGUUCGAAGAAGAGAUUUAUCGUUCAAUCGAGGAGAGCACGCGACUGCAACGCUUGUCGGACAUUGUUACUCAACCUGAGAUCAAGCUUUACAAAACAGAUGUGCAGCAGCUCUCUCUCCCGGAACCCCAACAGAUUAAAGAGGAACAGGAGCUCUGGACCAGUCAGGAGGAAGAGCAGCUCCAAGGACUGCAGUUUGAAACUACACACUCCGUGUUCACUUCUACCAGUGUGAAACACGACUGGGAUCAGGAAGGCUUUUCUGAAGUUUCACAACUUGACCAAACUGUUAAAGUAGAGAACAGAGAGGGAGACUCUCUACCCAGCAACACAACUGAGGGGCAAAUCAAAGCAGAACCUGAUGGACAAGACUGUGCAGCACCAGAACCAGGCAGUGACUCUCAGCCCCUCUCUGUUGUAGCUGUAGACUGUCCUACAGUUCAGAGUUUGGAGCUGGAAGAACAUGAACGAGUGCUGCUUCUUCGAAACAGAACACAAAACAAUGAGGCUCUGCCAAGGCAACAUAUGCCAGAAGGACAUUAUACAAGACAAACACUACAUCAGUGUCUAAUAUGUAACAAAACUUUUAGUGAAAAAAGGGCUUUGGUUUAUCAUGUAAGGACACACUCAGGAGAGAAACCUUAUCAUUGUCAACAAUGUAACAAACCAUUUUCUGAGAAGGGUAAUCUGGUUAAACACAUGAAGACGCACACAGGAGAGAAACCUUUUCAAUGUCAGGAAUGUAGCAAACAAUUUGCUCGAAGGGAUACUCUACAUGAACACAUGAGGACACACACAAGCGAGAAACCGUAUAAGUGUCAACAAUGUCACAAAUCAUUUUGUCGUCCAUAUGGUUUGGUUAUACACAUGAGGGCACACACAGGAGAGCAUUCCUAUCAGUGUCAACAAUGUAACAAACAGUUUCCUAGGAAGGGUAAUCUGGCUAUUCAUAUGAGGACACACACAGGAGAAAAACCUUAUCAAUGUCAACAAUGUAACAAACAGUUUUCAAUGAAGUGUAAUCAGGUUGUGCACAUGAGGACGCACACAGGAGAGAAACCUUAUCAAUGUCAACAAUGUAGCAAACCCUUUUCUAAAAGUAGUUCUCUGUAUUCACACAUGAGGACACAUGUUUGAGGCCACAUGUUUUUCGGACAGAGCUUCCUCCUUAAUCUUACCAGUAAGAGUUCGCUUAAAUAGCAGUAAAAGUUCUUCAGUAGGAGUUUCCUGCUAAAACAUAUUCACAAAGCUGCUGAGACCAACUUUUGGUGGGAAUGGGGAGAAAUGUUGAGCUAAAAAAAGGAACUUGCUGCUAUGGAUGAUGUCAGAAGCUUACUAACUAUGCCCACAGUGAUUGGCUAAUAGGGGGAUGGAUCUCUUUAAAUUAUUUUAUUAUAGGAAUAUUGUGAGGUAUUAUGUUGCAAUAUGUGAAGAUUUAGAUAUAACCUUUUUUCCCAUAUUUAAAUAAAGAUGUUCAUUAGUAGGUUGCAUCACUAAUUAAAGUGAAUACAUGUUUAGUUUAAUGUCAUUCAGAUAUACAUGUUUCUCGUAAAUCAAUAGCGAAAAUGCAUAAAAGUAGUUGUAUGAAUUGUUGAUGUGGGUUCUGCAGAGGUAAGCUGAUGGUUCUGCAGAUGGAUGGCUGAGGUAUACCUAGUUCUUAGCUGGAUUUGAUUAAAGACGAUUUGUCAUGAUCGUGUAUUGUUAGGUUCUUCUGCGUUCAUCCUGGACUUGCUGUCAUAGCAACAGGUCAGUUAGCUCAGACCUGCUCGAGAGCAGGCUUAUUUAAUUUAAACAAAAUUUGAUAGUGGCUUCAUAAGCAGAGGUGAUACAAGAAGUCUGUUACUGAAGGUGCCGGGAUCAUUUGAAAGCUUUUUGAAUUAUGAUGCGGAUUGAGUGAUUGACAGGAUCCUUUAGCGCACGAUACUCUACUUUUAGAGAAAUAUUCGGUUUUCUCUUGAGGGUGUCAUUAACAUUGUUUAUUUGUUGGAACCACAUUCAAUUACAUGACAUUACAGAUGAUAAACAAAGUAAUUAUGAAAAUAUUACAAUACAAAAACAUACAGGCCAAGCCAGGGUCGGACUGGGGGGAAAAAAAGUGGCCCAGGAGUUAUGGUCACUGACCGGCCCAGUCAAUACACGGCGCGCGGCCAACUCAAUGCAUCGCACUUAUCGACCAGUCAUUGGCCUACUUGGACAAAUACCCAAACACUUAGCAUUAUUUUGGAUGAUUACAAAGAAAUUGCAUCAUAUAUUGAACUUCCGAUGUCCGUAAGAACAAAUUUCAGAAGACACUUCAGAAAUGUUCGAUUCUCCCGGAAUCCCCGGCAGCCAGUCCGCCCCUGGUUCGGACAUAAUUAUAGUCUACUGGAAUUAUAGUUAAAUUGUAGCAUGCCGGCUGUAGGUGGCCUACUGCCUAUGUUUGUUUAUUAUUAGUUGUCACUGUUAGGAUGACUAUAGGCUAAGUAGUAGACAGUACUGUCUUUAACUUAAUUUUGGGGGGCUUAUGACCUCUUCGUUGAGUUUGAAUAUAAUGUAUUUGGUAAAUGGACAGAUCAUUAAACCCAUUUUAUGCAUGGAUUUGUGUAGGCCUACAGUAUACUGUGUGUGAGAGAUUCUACUGAAUGCUGAAUGUGAGCCUACUGGCCUACAUUUUCGCACAUUAUGGGUUAUGAUGACUGAAAACAUUUAUUAUUGGCUAAUAUGUGCUGUUCACAAUAGAGGUUGCCAUUGGUUACUUUUUAUGGUUUUAUUUUAUUGCACUGCAAAUAAAUAAUACACCUACGCCCUUGAUUUAAUACCCACAUUUUGACACACCUGGGUAUGACCAAAUAUAUAAUUCUAGAUAUAAUGAAUAGUUAUACAGCAGAUUAUAAUCAACUGUAGUUAUUAAUUGAACCUCCUUUGAAGAAGAGCACGCAGAUCACUACUGUGAUCUGUUCUCUACCCAAGUUUGAUACCUCGGGUAUGUCAUCUCUACUGGGGGUGUGAUGCCAGACCCAACCAAGGUAGAGGCGGUUAGAGAGUGGCCUGUCCCCACCACCCAGGCAGAGAGCUUUAUUGGGUUAGCUUCUUAUUAUAGACAUUUUGUGAAGGGUUUUACAGAUGUUGCUCGCCCGUUGCACCAGCUAGCAGAACAGGGAAGGCGUUUUAAAUGGAGUGAGGACUGCCAGAGAGCUUUUGAUAGUUUAAAAACUAGUCUAAUUACCGCCCCUGUGUUGGCUCACCCAGACCCCAGGAAGCCGUUCAUCCUGGACACGGAUGCAAGUGAUGCAGGGAUUGGGGCAGUGUUGUCUCAGGAGUAUGGAGGACUGGAGAGAGUUAUAGCAUUUCAGUCAAGACAAUCACGUAUUAGAUUUGAGCAUUUAUUGUUACAUGACAUGGACAUGUAGAUUUA